AUGGUGUGGCCCUAUUUGACUCCCAAAGUGGUGACUCUACCGAAUGGACAGGAUGCUGAUGACUCCAAUACUGCUGAGAAGAUACUCGAGAUUAAAACUGCCCAUUCAGAAGGACAGCCCUAUAUUGUGUUGACAGAUCAAUCAAUUCAUCUUUAUGACGAGCCAUCAAAUGCAGCCAUUGCUUCCCAUAAGAGAUCCAGUACUUCAAUUGAUAAAUAUGGUGCCAAUGUUUCAUUCAAAAGAAACCAUGAUGAUAAUUUACUAGUGAUUCAAACUGAUAAGGAUUUUUUACUCAUAUAUGCCAUAUUGAAACCAAUGAAUACCAAUUCUGAUAGCGAAUUGUUGACAGUAUAUCAUCAAAAUAGUAACAAUCUUUUACAAAAUGGAUUGGUUGCUGAAAAACAAGCACAAUUCUUUCAAGCUGCUGAAGUGGAGAGACCCAUUUGGAAAUUUCAACUACGAUUUAGAUUAUUUUUAAAAAUUUCUCAUGGGAUUGUCGAUUUUGAACCAUUGAAUCAAUUCGAGUUGUUAUUGAUAACCAAUCAUGGGGUACAACUUUUGGAUCUAAGCGGAGAUGAUAACAGAACUGUUGAUUUGAAACUAGGUGAAGAUGUCAAAGUCACAAAAAUUAUACAUUCGCCUUGGAAUCCAGAUUUGUUUUAUUUCACAUUGAACAAUGGGAAAACAAUUUUUAUGACAAAAGAUAAAGAUACAUUCACUUCGAUUGUGGAUCCAGAAGUUUUUGAAAGUGUUGAUCUGGCGUCAAUAAAUGAUUCAUUCAAGUUAGUUGUGGGUUUGAUUAGUGAUAAAUUAGUUUAUUGUAACUACGAAAUCAAGCAAAUAAUUAAAGAGAAAGAUUUUGCAGAGUACGGUAAAGUAAGGAAGUUACAAUGGAGCAAAAGUGGAAAUGCUUUGUGUGUUUUGUUUGAAAAGGGAAACUGGCUCCUACUAUCAACUUUUGGUGGUGUAACUUUCAAUUCAAAAGAGCAUGACUAUCAUUCUGAUUGGCUCGAGAAUAUACAAGAUCUAGAUAUUACAGCAAAUGCUACCCAACUUUUCCUAACUACUGGUGAAGAGAUAUUCUCAAUCCAACUGAUAAAGUCUACAUAUCUAGAGAAUCAAAUCAAUCAUAGUAUUAGGAGACCUAUCUUGAUGAGUGGUCCAUUAUUACACAUUUACACUGGAUAUGAAAUGAACUCAUCCUCUUUAAGCAAACCAACAACCUGGAACACUAUUAAAAUACCAUUCGAGCAUUACUAUCAACUACCAAAUAUCACUAAUGUUAGCAUAUCACAAGAUGCAAAAUUCUUAGCAGUUUCAAAUAAGCGUGCAUUAUUAAUAUAUUAUUUUGUCGAUAAUGAAUGGAGUUUUUAUGUCAAUGAUUUCAAUGCAGAUCUAGAAAUUGGGCACAUCACUUGGUUUGAAGGGGUUAAUUUGUUACUGUUGACUAAUAAAUCAAAAUUUAAUUCAGAAUUGGUGAUUUUUGAUUUUAGAAGAUUUAGCUCAAAGGAUAAUUUCAAUUCUGAUGCUAUUAUAUUCAAAUAUGAUUUUGAUACUGAUAUCAAAUUAUUGAAUUCAUAUGGGAAAGAUAUUGUUGUAUAUACAACAAAUAACAAAUUUUACCAUUUCAAGAUUGAAACAGUCGGUGCAAGUUUUAAGAUUGAUCUGAUUAGAAUUUUGGCUUUGGAUAAGAUUUUCAAAGAAAAUGACAAUUUCAGAAGCAUUAUUAAAGUGAAAAGUGAUGAUGAUGAAAAUAAUGAUUUGUUGUUAUUAAACAACGGAGAAGUCAUUUUCUUGAAAUAUAAGGAUAAUAACUAUUUUGAAAAGUUUUUGCUUUUGGAUAAGAUUGAAUACAUUUACAAAAUCAAUGAUGAAGAGUACUAUCUUUACAAUGGUGAAUCAGUACUAUUGAUAAAAAACCUGGGUGAAUUAUUAAAGACCCGUGAUCCUUCGAAAUCAAUCUUGAAGAUCUCUGUUGAGAAAUAUCCAAUCUUGUUAAUCUUGGAAAAGGGUUUGUUGAUAAAAAUGGAAAAUUCAUUAGUACAAAAGAAAACAAUAGAAAUUAACAACUUUACUAGCAAAAAUUCCAUUUUCUUGCAUGAUUUGAUUAGAUUUGAAUUACAAACCAAUGAUGAAGCUACUGUUUUUGAGAAAUACAGCAGGUACAAGAACUUCCAGUAUAGUUUAGAAUUAUUGCUAUAUCAAACCAUUGUCAAUGAUCAAAAUUUGACCAAACUUUCGAAAUUGAUCAAGAUCAAUCCAAUUUUUGAAUUAAAUGUUGUUUCUAAAUGCUUGAGAAAGAUUGAAGUAAAAUAUUGGUCAAGAUUAUUUAAUCAAUUGAAAUUGACACCACAAGAUUUACUAGACUCGAGUAUUGAAAAGAAACAAUUCAAUAUCUUGGGUAAUUUGAUAAUAAUUUUUUUGAAUUAUGAAAAGGAAGAUGAAGAUGAUAUUCAAGAUGGUAAUGGAGAAAACACAAACUAUUAUAAAAUCACAGAUGAAACACAAAUCAUUAGUAUAUUUAAGCUUAUCUUUGAGAAUGCUAAAAAUGAUGAUGAGCUAUGGGAAACCGGAUUUGAAUUGAUUAGAUUUUUAAAACUUUUAGAUCCCAGCUUGAAAUUGUUACAAAAAGGUUUAGAUGAAGUAAAGAAAUCAACAUGA
This is a messenger RNA of Hansenula anomala, 2661 nucleotides long. RefSeq lists its product as uncharacterized. Gene Ontology annotation, cellular component: Golgi membrane; cytosol; Ric1-Rgp1 guanyl-nucleotide exchange factor complex. Bases 1 to 2661 code for a protein of 886 amino acids. NCBI's taxonomy places the organism in Eukaryota, Fungi, Ascomycota, Saccharomycetes, Phaffomycetales, Wickerhamomycetaceae. The record is from RefSeq and is a predicted model, not a curated record. Gene Ontology annotation, biological process: retrograde transport, endosome to Golgi; intracellular protein transport. The transcript has a single exon.